AUGCGUUCUCGAUCAGGUUCCGCAGCCUCCAUCAGCUCCAAGGAGCUUGCUACUGACAGCGUCGCCAUCCAAGUGACAUCUGCCGGCGGCAAAGUCAUCAAAUUAAACGUCCGACCUGUACAUACCGUAUCCAACGUCCUGGAAUUCCUCUGCGCCCCAAAGAACAUCCCAUCGGAUGCGAGACUCAUGCUCAACGGAGAACCCCUUGAGGUGUCAACCACUGUUGGCGAGCUCAAGCUGGAAGAAUCAUCAAUACUACAACUCCAGACUCCUUCACGGAGUACAACGCCCACUGAUCACUCAGAACCUCAACCUACAUUGAAAGAGUCGGCCAACGACAAACCAGCUUCAACAUCCGCAGUUUCAACCCCGACCGCCUCGGGAACUGCCACCCCCACGAAGAGAAAAUCCAACAAGCCCCGCUGCUCGAAAGAUGGAUGCAAGGCACCUGCACAGCCGAUAGUUGGCGACUGCGGAUUCUGCCAGAAACGAUUUUGUGGCAAGCACCGGAUGCUGGAAUCUCACAACUGUGAAGGACUGGAGGAUGCGCGACGAGCCGACAAGGACAGAAACACUGCCAAGUUGGAAGGCGAACGAACCGUCAUGCUUCGGGGGUUGUAG
Capronia coronata CBS 617.96 is the source of this 621-nucleotide messenger RNA. RefSeq lists its product as uncharacterized. The transcript has 2 exons. NCBI's taxonomy places the organism in Eukaryota, Fungi, Ascomycota, Eurotiomycetes, Chaetothyriales, Herpotrichiellaceae. The coding region runs from base 1 to 621 and encodes 206 amino acids. The record is from RefSeq and is a predicted model, not a curated record. Gene Ontology annotation, molecular function: protein binding; zinc ion binding.